Molecule: messenger RNA, 6896 nt
Organism: Nymphalis io (European peacock)
Lineage: Eukaryota; Metazoa; Arthropoda; Insecta; Lepidoptera; Nymphalidae
Gene: raskol
Product: ras GTPase-activating protein raskol
Exons: 19
Coding region: 201-5696 (1831 amino acids)
Biological process (GO): regulation of GTPase activity
Source: RefSeq, a predicted model, not a curated record
CUUGAGUGCGACACGCCACGCGCACUUCUACGCGCGUGCUCGAUACGAUUUUACCAAAACAUACGAACAAAAUACGGUGCAGAUGCCGACCGUAGUGAAAUUCGGAAUUUUCAUCUUCAAUGUUGAAAGUGUGUUAUGUUUUCUUGUGUGAAGCCAGAGACAAUAUUAGUGUUCUAACAUAGUGAUGGUGUUUAUUUGCGAUGCCGGAUUGGCGAUACAACGUUCUGUCGACGAGCGAGGCGUACAUAGACGCCGAAGGGGGUCCUCCUCGCGAUCCCUUCGCCGCUAGUUAUCCACGUCGAGCCGAUCGCUCUCGGCCACCUCAUACUUGUCCUUAUACAACUAUAUUUCUUGGAACACGUACACAUGUGCCUUACCGUUUAACGCCUCUGCAAAGUGAGAAUGGUGACCUAUAUGCUGAUGCAUACUCAGUUGAUCGAUCCUCUAAUCUCACGGAUACAUCAAGCUUCGCUCGCUACGAAGAUUGUCGUUCACAAUUGGACAGUACCUUAAUACCAAAACGAGAAAACGCUUAUCCUAGCGAGAAAACAGAAGGAAGUGUAACGCUUCAGGUUCAAAAAGUGCCCUAUACAUCUGGUGUAUUUUAUGUGGCGGCUAAAACUGACUCUGUCAAAGAUGUACCGGGAAAUAAUUUAUUUCCAUGUGAAGCAUCAGACUCGGACGCCUUGUCUUCCUGUACAUGCGACAGUUUCGAACGAUGCGAGUUUGAUUGUAGAGAUUUUGAACCAUUUUCGGAUACGUGUUGUUGCGAUCCGCUUAGCGAUGGAGUAUGCAGUCGUAGUCCCAAGGAGGUCGACUCCCCCGAACACUUUUGUGAUCGAGUUGUGGAAGAAGAUCGCGUGUCAGCACGGAGUGACAUGGAUGGUCUGGAUUUAACUCUAUUCGAACCAGCACAAACUGAUUCUAAUGAUUGUGGAGAUGAAUCUACAGACCAAAAUUCAGCGUCUGCCACAGCCACUUUAUGUGGCAUUUUAUAUUCGCUACCAAAUACGGAAAACGAUGUAGCGACAAGUGCGGUUAGUGGUGCCGUUGUUGGUGUGCCUCUUUCUUGGGAGCCAUUCUACUGUGUUCUCCAGCAAGAUCGACGAACAUUCACGGCGUAUACUAGUGAAGAGUUAGCUUCAUUUCCUGGCUUCUAUUUGGACUAUAAGACGUCCAAUAACAAUGGAGAGUAUGCCACGCGAAGCCUCCCUCGAGUGAGAAUAGAUGGCGGUAGUAACGUUGGAAAUGGAGUUAGACUACGAUGUUGGGCUGCACCUCCAUCUAUUACUGAAGAAGAAGUUGAAGAUGAAAUAGAAGAAGAUGCUGUUUCACUACGAGCGUUACCAUCUCAAGACACAUCAUACGAGAAGGCAUGUCGGCGAGGUUCAGCGCCCAGCACACCAGUCCCCGGUGCGCAGGCGCAACACAGUCCUUCACGUCUCGCCUCAUUCUUCUUCUCCAAGAGAUCGUUCAGAAGUAAUCCUCUCAAACGGACUAAAUCAGCAACAAAAUUGGAGAGGGAGCGGGCACUGGCGGCCGUGCCCACGCACCCAGCGUCACACGCAUUACGAACCUCAAGAUCUCACGAAAGUCUUCUAUCAGCACAUUCACCGGCUGUCUCCACAAUGGACCUCGGACCACCAAAUCAGGUUGAGAUCCGAGCUCUACACUCGUCGGUUUUGGGCAGGCCACACUGUUUCGCAUUGAGCGCCGAGAAUCGCGCGCCGCGAUAUUUCGCGUGUGCUUCACGAAAAGAACGAGACCGCUGGAUAUACAGCUUACGGCAAGCGGCGCGACCGGAUGAAAUUCGCACUCGCAGAUGUGAGAGGACAGUAAAACUAUGGCUGUUGGAAGCGAAAGCCAUUCCUCCUAAGAAACGAUAUUACUGUGAAAUACUCCUCGAUGACACAUUAUAUGCUAGAUCAUCAUCUAAGCUGAAGACAGAGCUGUGCUUCUGGGGCGAGGUGUACGAGUUCAGCGCGCUGCCGGCCGUGCGCGCCAUCCACGUCAACGUGUACCGCGAGCCGGAGCGGCGCGCGCGCAAGCGGGACAAACACGCGCUCGUCGGCACAGUCCGCAUCCCGGUCGACGACGUGUCGUCGCGCUACCUCAACGAGCGCUGGUACCCGGUGAGCGAGGGCGACAAGCCGCAGUCGCCGGGCCGCGCGCCCGCGCCGCCGCCCGCGCUGCGCAUCAAGUGCCGCUACCAGUGCGUCGACGUGCUGCCGCUCGACCACUACGCGCGCUUCCUCGACUACCUCAAGAAGAACUAUCGCCGACUCUGCGAGUACCUCGAGCCCGUUAUCGGUGUCAAAGCGAAGGAAGACAUCGGCUGCGCGCUGGUGCUGUGCAUGGCGGGCGCGGGGCUGGCGCCGCGCUACCUGGCCGACGUGGUGGCGCUCGACGUGCGGCGCACCGGCGACCACUCGCUCACGUUCCGCGGGAACUCGCUGGCCACCAAGAGCAUGGAGGCGUACCUGAAGCUCGUGGGCGACCAGUACCUGCAGGACACGCUGGGCGAGGCGGUGUGCGCGGCGGCGGGCGCGGGCGCGGCGGAGUGCGAGGUGGACCCGCUGCGCGCGGGCGGCGGCGCGGCGCUGCGGCGCCAGCAGGCCGCGCUGCGCGACGCCGUGUCGCUGGCGUGGCGCGCCAUCGCCGCCUCCGCGCCGCGCUUCCCGCCGCCGCUCCGGGACUGCUUCGCCACGUUCCGCGAGAGGCUAUCGUCUAUGGGCCGUGAAGACAUAUCGGAUAACUUAAUCAGCGCGUCUAUUUUCCUUCGUUUCCUCUGCCCCGCUAUUCUCUCUCCAAGUCUUUUUGGAAUAACUCAUGAAUACCCGAACGAGCGAGCAGCGCGUAACUUGACGUUGGUAGCGAAGACACUUCAAACAUUGGCUAACUUCACGCGCUUCCAAGGCAAAGAGGCCUUUAUGGAGUUCCUCAACGACUUCCUCGAACAGGAAGCGCCCAAUAUGAAAGCUUUCCUUCGAGCGAUAUCUACGCGACCACAAGAACAACAGCAGUCACAAUCUCAACUUCAACAACAACAAGAUGGCAGCCAACGUAACUCGUCAGCAUCACAAGGGUCCAUUACUGGUUCAGAAGGUUCUAGAAGCGAAGUAGCAGUAGAAGUUGAUCCUGAAUGGGCACCGCAUGUUGACUUGGGGAAGCAACUAGCAACGCUGCAUGGAUUGUUGGCUGAUAGCUUACCCAAACUGCCUGCUGGAAAGAUACAGGAGCUGGAUCCUUUGUCUGAAAUCUUAGAGGACCUUAAUAAGAGACUGAUGAGCAAUGAUAACGGACCUACACCCGUAGGUGAUAAUAUUUUUAGAUUCAACGACCCCACUUGCAAUACACCAACGAAACAAAACGUCGAUGUACCUACUAAUGGUCCACUGAACAACAACUUCGCUCACAGCUCACCCAUAAUGAACAAAAACGGCGUUCAGUUCAAUAUAAGUCCAUCUAAAUCUAACGCUGAAGAAUCUAAGUACAAAGGUUCUUAUGUAACCGUAUCUAAAUCGCCUAGCUUCAAUUUACGCUCAGCGACGCUUCCGAGAAAUGGAUACGGAUCGAGUCCUGUCAGUCAGAACGUAAACCCGGACAGAUAUAGUUCUCAGUACAAUAAUCAAGAGCACUGUGUUAACUUAAAGGUCGUUCAGAUCGGCUUCGGGUCUGAUCAGUAUCCCAAAGGCAUCAGCAAUGGCAUCAACGAAAGCUUGGAGAGGAGAUUCCAGGAGAGAUAUAAACCAAAUAGCUUCAACCAGCAAACGCACUACCAUAAUUCUAACUAUAGCAGUACUGAAAGAUCUCCGAGCAGUGACAGUAUCAAUCAUAAUUAUUGCGCCAACGAUAUGCAAAAUAUUAUGAAGGAAACUGCGACGUUGGACGAGCUGUCAGAUCUUUUGAAGUACGCGGAUGAUUCUGACAUAGUCGAUGAAAAAAUUAUGAAUAAGAAAAAUAUGUCACAAUCCAAGUCAAACAACAAUAAUAUUAUUAACGGAAACAAAAAUUCUUAUACAAAUAACGGCUCAAACGUUUCAAUCAGCGGGUUAUCGAAUGUUGCGAGCUCUGGAUAUCAAAGUAUUGCAACAUAUAGCCAAAGCUCCAGUCCCAUCGAAAACACAGCUCACUUACACCAGCCUUACGAAAACGGCGGACAACCGAUGAGUCGUUAUUCACAGCUAAAUUACCAAAAACAGCGGGAUAAACAGUAUUACGACAGUAAAAAUGAAAAGUUCUAUCCAAAGAGUCCAGUGCAACAGAAGAUUGAAUACGAUAUUCAGAAAUAUGGUAUACAAAAUUUCACAACAGCUGACAACGUACAAAGUAACACAAAUGCCAACACUAAAAUAGCUCCUCUCGUUUUCACGAAUCCUGUCUACAACAUGGAGGAUAAUCGACAAUCGCAGGAAAUCAAGAAAACCAAUGAGAACAGAAACUCCAAACGAUGUCCAUGUGGCUCAUCCAGUUCAUCCAUCGAUGAGGAGGGCUUGAGCACUGACAACGUGGAGACUAACUCUGAAGAGGGUUCUACCAACUUCAACGAUGAUGGUAGAAAUUAUGACCAACAGAAUCGCAACAAUACCCACCGAAAACUUACCAGAGAUAAUUGUAAUUACGAAGAUUUGUACCAGAGGAGUAAUCAAAGUCACUCUCCCAGGAUAAGGGAAGACGAAUCUUCUAGUAAUUCUCCAAGUUUAAGAAAAAGCAGUAAAACACGAAUGCCUCGAACAAAUCCUAUGCUUUCCUACUCAACUAAUCAAAAUCAGCUUAACCUUAAGCAUUUCGGCCAAAGAGGUGAGUCGUUGUAUGAAAGUAAACCACACCACAUUUCCACGGAUUCCGGUUAUCCAAUGAGUAGAUCUGAAUCAAACGUGGAGGAGGUAAAUAAAGAAAUGUACCGACUUCAAAUAUCACGAAGUCAAAAGGCGUUGUUCAACAUGGAAAACUCGAAAAACUCACCCGAAAAGUUUUUGACGGAGAGUUCUAUUCCAGAAACGAAUUAUCCUUUGGAUAGAACGUACUCUGGCGCGAAAGUAUCGAGUAGCAGGUUGAAUGAAGACUUAGAAAGACACCAGGAUUACUAUGGGGUGAGAGAAAGAAGAGAGUCGCCUUCCAAAAUGUUUAAUCGGGAGUCGCAUUCUAGUGAGGCUAGUGAAAGGGCGCCGGUGAGGACCGAAAGGGAUUUGCCAGCGAGAGAUAAGUUGCAGCGACGGCUCAGCUUAGAGUCUGCGAGGGAACUCACAGACAGCUCCGACGAAGUGGACGACACGUUAUACAGUACAACUGGUAGACGACGCACUAAGCACCACAGAACCAUUGAACAGUAUGAACGCGAAAUAGAGAGGCUAAAAUGUUCAGUGGAGAUGCUGCGAGGACGUCUGGGGCCAACUGACUCUGGCCAGGACCACACUGAUGCCAAGAUGAAGGCUAUCAUAUCCAGACUGAUUUGUGUCGAAGAGGAGCUUCGGCGAGAACAGCGCAAGAUGGCGGCCGCGCUGUCACACAAGCAGCGCGUCAUCGAGGCGCAGGAACAUCGCAUCGCAGCUCUCGACGAAGCAAACACGAGGCUGUUGUCCGCACUCGUACAUUUACAGCAACGAGCCCCACACCCCACCCCCGCACACAACACCAACCACAACAACUCACACUCACCCCACUCGCAACAUUCGCAUCAGGAAUUGCAGAUAUGAAAUUACAGUUAGAGAUGAGAUAGUAUUGCAGUAUCUUGUAGUUUUGAAGUUUGUGUAGGUUUUGGUACAACUGCCCUUGCUCCUGACUUAUAAAAUAGGCUAUUCCUUCACGAUUUUUUUUAUAAUAAUGGAUUGCAAUAUAUGAAAAUAGUUUUUAUAUGAUUGCUUGCCCCUCGAUAAACUUUUAGGGCAUUCAUUAGAACUAGAUGUGGUUAACUUCCUCGAUAGACAGGAUAUAUUUAUUAUUCAGACUAACAAACAAGCGUCUGCACAAAUCAGAACUUUCUAUUCGAUUGAAUUUUAGCAUUUCUUAUAAAUCUUACAAUUAAAAUAAGCUUAUAUAUUUUCGUGUAAUUUGCAAUGAUUCUUGUUAUAUAUGUCAUUUUUAUAAACUAUAUUUUUUGUAUCACAACCAUUUAUUCUGCCAUUUACGUGUACUUUUUUUGUUGAACGUUGUUUCUUUAGUUUUAAUGUAAAAUGCUUUAAAUGACAUUAACAUUUCGUUCUAUAUCAGUAUUCUGUAAGAUUAAUUCUGGUUUAAUGUUUUCACAAGUGACAAUUAUUGUUUUGUUUUUUUUUUUUUGUAACAAUGAUACCAAAGACGUUGAAUAUCCACUGGACAGUAGAGUUGCUAGUUACGACAGUUUUGGAAGAUUGUGUCCUAUUGAUGACAUACUGAAGUCGCUAUUGAGAUAUUAUCUGUAACUUUGACGUUACUCCUUCAUAUUUGGAAAGUGUCCUGACUAGCAUCUAUGCAUGUUCUAAACUAGUGUUGUAGCGGGAACAUUAGCACCCCCUAUGUCAAGUUCUAGUUUUAUCAUUUAAAAUGUUAUAGAUUUUAUAAUAAUGUAAGACUUGUAUCAUAAUAUUGUAGCAAAUAUGCUUAUUUGUAGUGAAACCGAUUAAAAAAGAGAGAUAUUUUUAAUACUCUCUUUUUUAAUCGGUUUCGGAGUAUUAGUAUGAGUGUAGAGUAAAAAUUAAAUUGAUAUAAAAUUAUGAUUGAAUAAUUAAUGCAUUUUGGAAAUGCUUUGAACAAAUUCGAUAACCAUUAUUUUCUAUUAAAUUAAUUUUAUGCAUUGCAAUUUAUACGGAAUCAACAACUUAGUUGUUUUACAUUGAAAAUUAUUUUUAAGCCAUAACUUUGUAAAAUACCUAAAUAGGUAUAUUAUUAUAAUAUACUUAUCACAUUAAAUUAUGGAU